Messenger RNA from Vigna umbellata (rice bean), 823 nucleotides. Lineage: Eukaryota; Viridiplantae; Streptophyta; Magnoliopsida; Fabales; Fabaceae. The record is from RefSeq and is a predicted model, not a curated record.
AUGGAAAGGAUCUUCAACGCCAAGAGGUGUCCCGAUGAGAACAGGUUGGCGUUCUCGGAAUACUUGUUGAUUGGGGAAGCGAGCCACUGGUGGACGAGCACAAGAGCUAUUUUGGCAUACGCUCGACGUCCUAUCACUUGGGAGGUAUUCCGUAGCAAGUUUUAUGAGGAGUACUUCCCUGACAGCGUCCGGUUUGCGAAGGAAGUAGAGUUUUUACAGCUGGUUCAAGGUGAGAUGUCGGUUUCUGAGUAUACCAACAAGUUCAAGCACCUUGUUCGGUUCAACACGAUGGCCACGAGUGAAGAGUGGCAGUGCAGGAAAUUUGAGAACGGCCUGCGGAGUGAUCUGAAGGUUCUGAUUUCCAGUUUGUACAUACGAACGUUUCCUGCUAUGGUCGAGCGGGCAAAGGUAUUGGAGAAAAAUAUGGCAGAGGCGGAACGACAAAAGAAACAGCAACAAGUGAAUAGGGGACCGAUUGUGUCCAGGGGAGGUAUUGUUCAGAGGAGACCACCUUACGCUCGUCCAAACCAAACACCUAAUGCAAGCGGGUCACAAGCAAUGGUUCCUGUCGGACAGUCUGGACAAGGAAACGUUGUUUGUUUCCGGUGUAGAGGGCCAUAUUAUCGUUCUUCAUGCCCUCAGUUGGUGGGAGGAAAGCACUGCAACCGUUGUGGAAGAAACGGGCACUUGGAUCACGAGUGCAAUAUGAGUGGACGUGCAGUAAUGAGGCCACCUAACGCUGGAAGGAGCCAACCGAGAGGUGGUAGAGCACAAGCAGUGGGACGCAUAUACGCUAUAACGAGCGCUGAGGCAGCCAGCUCAG